UUCAAUACCGACUAAUUACAUCUCCGGCGUUAAAGACUCCAAACUCGAAUCGAAAAAAUGGCGAAAGGAGGAAACAAACUGAUGAAGCUGAAGUCAGUUUUGAAGAAGUUCAACUCAUUCAACAGUACCAAGAUUAACCAACCAUCGUCGGCUACAGCCAGUCACGGCCGAUCCUCAGCGGUGAGUGCAUUUCCCUCUGAAUAUCUUCAAACUGUCUACGUUGGACGAACACGUCGACCAUACCGUGUGAGCUCUGACGUCGUGAGCCACCCGCUCUUCCAGCAGCUAGCCGCGGUUGAUGGCGGCGAGGAUGGUUCGAUCUCCGUGUCUUGUGAAGUUGUCUUGUUUGAGCAUUUGCUUUGGAUGUUGGAGAACGCAGACGCAGACGAAUCAUGCCCUGAGUCAGUCCACGAACUCGUCGAGUUCUACGCAUGUUAACUUCUUCUACCAUUAA
This is a messenger RNA of Capsella rubella, 454 nucleotides long. RefSeq lists its product as uncharacterized. The record is from RefSeq and is a predicted model, not a curated record. The coding region runs from base 58 to 438 and encodes 126 amino acids. Gene Ontology annotation, biological process: response to auxin. The transcript has a single exon. Lineage: Eukaryota; Viridiplantae; Streptophyta; Magnoliopsida; Brassicales; Brassicaceae.